AUGAAACCAGAACAGAUCUUACAGCGACUGUAUUACGAUCCCAAGACAGGUUAUGGGGGAGUCCAGGCGUUGUAUCGUCAAGUGCGUCAAUUAGGACACAAGAUUACCCUGUCUCAAAUUCGAGAAUGGGUGAAAGCUCAAUAUACCUAUACCUUGCAUAAACCGAUACGGAGGAAAUUCAAGCGACGACAAACACGAGUGACGGAUAUGGAUGAACAAUGGCAAUUAGAUUUAGCCGAUGUCUCCAGCUUGAAACAAGACAAUAAUGGUAUCUGGCGAGCUCCUGCUGAAGUCAAUGCCAAGAAUGUCUUGACCGUAUGGAAAACCUUGUAUGGAAAACAGAGUGCCGAUACCACGAGUCGCUUGCAAGUGGGGGAUCGUGUACGCAUUAGUAAAGCCAAACGUACGUUUGAAAAAGGAUAUUUACCGAAUUGGACCAAAGAACUGUUUACCAUCUCUAGAAAAGUGCCAGGACGAAACGUCUAUCGCAUUCAAGAUGAUCACGGGGAAGAAUUAGAAGGAACCUUUUACGAGAAGGAAUUACAACAAGUGAUUAAAGACGAUGAUGUCUAUGAAGUGGAAGAAAUCUUAGGGUAUAAAAAGCGGCGUGUGGGAAAAAAAGUCAUUUCAGAAGUCAAAGUGCGUUGGAAAGGAUAUCCUCCCAGUUUUGAUUCAUGGAUUCCGCAAGCGGAUCUCAUUCUGCCAUGA
Ostrea edulis (European flat oyster) is the source of this 708-nucleotide messenger RNA. RefSeq lists its product as uncharacterized. The record is from RefSeq and is a predicted model, not a curated record. The transcript is spliced from 2 exons. Lineage: Eukaryota; Metazoa; Mollusca; Bivalvia; Ostreida; Ostreidae. The coding region runs from base 1 to 708 and encodes 235 amino acids.